Messenger RNA from Mesorhabditis belari, 1479 nucleotides. The record is from the annotation of a GenBank genome assembly. Lineage: Eukaryota; Metazoa; Nematoda; Chromadorea; Rhabditida; Rhabditidae.
AUGGCUCCAAUGGCGAAUCAGACGGAGAAAAUGGAAGUUGACGAGCCAAAGAUCGAUACAAAGGACAAAGAGGGACAAGACGCGAAAAAAGAGGAAACACCAAAGGAUCUCAACGCGGUCGCGCUCGAGAAUUUGAAGGAACAAUGCGCUCUCUUGGACAAAGGCGAAUACUAUUUGAUCGGUCGAGUGCUUCACGUGUUGCACAAGACGCGCAAGCAAAUCAACACCGAGGUUCUACAUAAGCUCAUCUCGACCACUCCUUUCGCGUCGGCCGCUGACAAGGAGCAAUUGCUGAAAUGGAUCCCGGCUCCACCCGCUAAACCGGCCGCCACUAACGAGAUAGCUCCAAUGGAAGUCGAUGCAAAAGCUUCAAAAUCGCCACGUCCAUUCCGACGCCCAGCUCUGAGCUCUUCUGAAACGGAUCUCUACAUCUACUUGCUCACCAUGUUGCACUUGUUUGAUGUAAACGAUUUGGCAAACUCUGAGGAGGCAGCUAAGCAUUUGAUUCAACGUUUCGAUCAACUUGACAAACGGACAUUGGAUCCAAUUGUCGCCAAGGCUUACUUCUAUUUGGCGCUGAUUGCUGAGAAGAAUGGCCGGCUCGAUGCGGAAAGAGAUUUUCUGAACGCUCGUCUUCGCACGGCCACCCUUCGAUGCUACACCGAAUCACAGGCGGUGCUCAUCUACACCCUUCUGAGAGCGUAUCUUGUCGGAAAACACUACCCAAGUGCCGUUAAACUUGUUUCAAAGGUGACGUUCCCCGAGGGUGCUUCAAAUAAUGAUCUCGCUCGUUUCCUCUACUACCAAGGACGCAUCAAGGCCAUGCAGCUCGACUAUAACGCGGCUGCUGGAUACUUUUACAAGCUAUUCGCAAAGCUCCCCAGGAUUCAGCAAUUGGAUUCAAGCAAAAUGUACAAAAGUGGAUUGUUGUCGUUGGAUUGCUUCAGGGUGAGAUUCCCGAGCGCUCGUGUUCGUGUUGGCGAUCUUGUCUCAUUCAACGAGAUUGUUGAUGAACACAAUAAGAUCUUCGAGAAAGACGAGACGUUGACGUUGAUUGUUCGACUUCGACAAAAUGUCAUCCGGGCCGCCAUUAAACAGAUUGCUUCCGCGUACUCGAGGAUUUCCAUUAGAGACAUUGCCACAAAGUUGCAGCUUCAAACCGAAAUUGAGACUGAGUAUAUGGUUGCUAAAGCUAUUGCUGAUGGAGGAAUUGAGGCUCAAAUCGUUUCCGAGGGUACUGAUGGAAAACGGUAUAUGCGCAGCAACGAGAUGGCGGACGUUUAUCGAACUGAUGAGCCCCAACAUCACUAUGACAAUCGCAUUCGCUAUUGUCUCGAGUUGCACAACCAGGCCGUGAAGGCGCUCCGUUUCCCGCCCAAAGACAAACCCGAUGUGGAGACGAUUGAACAGCAACGGGAACGAGAGCAACAGGAGCUCGAGUUUGCCAAGGAGCUCGCCGAGGAGGACGAUGACGAUUUC